AACCACCAUCUCGAACGGACCCACCUUGUAUGAAAACGCCGCAGCACAAAAGCUGUCACUCUGACUUUCCAUCCGCGAUGACACCGUUCACUCAUCAUCAACGUCAGUUUGGAUUUCGUAUUUUGAAAAAUUCUUAGUGAUAUAAUGACUUCAUUGCAUUCGCCUGAGUUUGAGCAAGUUAACAAGCAGUUGCUGCAAAAUCAGUCGUUUCUGUACAACGAGAACCAAAAAUUACAAGAUGACGUUAAAAAGUUAUCUUACCAAUUGGAAAAUUUGAGGAAAACCUCUGUCAAGCCGGAGAUCUUUGAUGCGCUCAAGAAGGAAAAGAACCAUCUCUUAACUUUGAACGAAACCUUCAAAAGAAAACUCCAGCAAUUGAGGGCACCUCCUGGUACCCUUACUCCUUACGAUGCUGCUAAAGAGCUAAAGGAGAAGGAUGAGCUACUAGCAACAGUACGGGAUCUCGACGAGCUUAUCAGCAAGGUGAAAUGUAUGGAAAAAUUUGAAGUAAAACCUCCUCAAGAAGACUUGCACAAAAUGGUAAACGCACUGACUAGCAGAUUGGAAGAAGAACAACAAAAGUCUCAUGAAGCGGAUGAAACCAUAAGAAAAUUGCGACAAGAUGACGAAAAAUACAUUAUGAGAGAAAAACUUGUAGAAAUGAAGCAGCUGGUAACAGAUUUGGAAAUCGAAAACUCAAAGUUGAAGUUUGAAAUAGAACAGUUAAACGAUGAUGUUGACACUUACAAAAGACAGCUGGAUGAUGCUACUGAAGAGCUGAAACAAUCAGCAGCUAGGUGCUGUCAACUGGAAGACGAAAAGGAUAAGCUAAAAGAAUCUGUUUCUGAGCUAGAAAAUGAAAAAAUUGAGCUGAAGAAAGAAAUGAUACAGGAAAUGACUGAGGCAAACAGAGCUAAAAGGGUAUCGGUCGAUACUGAGAUUGCUUUACAACAUAUUGCUGAAGCUUACGAGACAAAGAGAAAAGAGAUGAACUGUAUAAUAACUCCCUAUGCAAACGAUACUGUAUUGAACUGCUCUGGCAAUGCAUGGAUAGAAGGUCAUGAUACGGCGAAAAAAUGGUUUUAUUGAUAUAGAAGAUUAGAUUGAUAUCAAUAAUUUCAGCUAAGGUAUCUACAAAACUAAGGUUACUGCCUUCUCACCAACAUGUACGUAUUACCUCAAUGACAUUUCUGUUUGAAAAAUGUCAAAAUUAUAUAGCCAGUAAACCGAAAAGUGUAAGUGAGCUAUUCAAAGCAGAUGCUCUAUUGAAUGUGAUAGCUUCUACAUCUAUGCAUUGCUGAAGAUAAUUCUUGGGAAAACAAAUUUCGAAAAGAUGAGUCAUGCUUAUGAAAUGAGAAGAAAUCAAAAACAGCUACUCAUAUAUCAAAAUAUGGCAGCAUUAAUGCAGCAACAAGAUGACGCAGAAAGUAUCAUUAAGGAGUUCAAAGAUCAAUUUGCUGCCGCAGACAAUCCCGAGUUUUGAUCUUAGAAGGUCAUUCUUGAUAAAUCAGCUUCCAUCUGUAAGAAGUCAAUAAUAAAGUCAACUUUAAGUGCCCACCUUAUUCAAUUGAACGUGUACCAUUAUAAAAUGGAAGUAAGUGAAGCCUUCCUCAAAGCGAAAUUUGCAACUUUCUAAUUCACUUAUGAAAUGCUUAGUAUAUUAACUUUGCUUAAUAGAUGCAAUCUCUCAAAUGUUGACAGACACAUGCACGCUCAUCACCAUUAAAACUUAUCACAACUCACUUAAAACAUAGUACACGUAGUACAUGGUACCUACCAGUGAAUAAAAGGAAUGAUAAUUUCUUAUUUAUUACUUUAAGCAGUUUGAUCCAGUUUCUCUUCCGGGAUAUCUCCCAUCUAACAAGAAGUAGUCGUCCAUAAACGGGAACGAUGCGAUGUACCUAUGUUAUCUUGCACCAAUCUGUUGCGUUUAAUAUAAAUACUGAUAUAACAUAUUUAGUGUUGUGUGUUUGUGUGAUUGGUUCCGAGGCAAUUCGAUACUCUUCUUUCAUACUUCUUGGAAACAACUUACUCUAGACUGUAGCUAAAAAAGUACAAUGUUUGCUCAUACAUAGUGAUACUUAAUGGCAAAUAAAGACUGUAUCCCCAUCUAUGAGCUCAGACUCCGUUCAAAUCAUUUGAAAAGAUUUGGU
Acanthoscelides obtectus is the source of this 2153-nucleotide messenger RNA. The record is from the annotation of a GenBank genome assembly. NCBI's taxonomy places the organism in Eukaryota, Metazoa, Arthropoda, Insecta, Coleoptera, Chrysomelidae.